CACAACAACAAACAUCGCUGGCGAUUUCUUUCUUGUUUGUACCUGAAGACUCGUAUACUGAUUCCAUUCAACGAUGGUGAAUCCGAAUCUGGCCAAUGUUUUUCUUCGCAUGAAGGACCUAUCAGAGCUUCAAUUCUGGACAAAUAAGGCUUUCCAUUCGUUACUGGUUGCACCCGGGUGCGAGAUCUGAUGUGAGCAUAAACAUCCGGCAAGCGAGAGAAAUAGUAAGUAGUGCGAAGUCAACAAGACCCAGCAACUCCAGAUUACAAAAUGUCAAAGUUGUCUUCUUUCCUUGAUGUAAUUUUCAUUCUUGCAUAUCCGUCUACAGUACCUUCAUUAUUAGCUUCUUCUCAAUGCCUUCCUUUACAUCCUCCAAGCACCAUGAUGUAGUCAUCAUCGGUGCUGGUAACAAUGGCAUUGUAGCGGCCAAGACAUAUCUUCAGAUCAACCCCUCAAUCGACCUCCUCGUCAUUGAUGGAGGGAAAUCACUUGGCGGCGUUUGGUCGGCAGAGCGAGUCUAUCCAGGUCUGAUUUUUGAAAUGCCCGCUCCCUUGAUGAACUUUACGGAUUUGGAUAUCACGAAAGAGCUAGGGGUUGAGCUAUGGGGCGAUGUUACUGGAGAGCAGGUCAAUGAGUUCCUAAAUCGAUAUGCUCAAAAGUACGACAUUCCUAGACGCUGUCAAUUCAACACAGAAGCGAUACAAGUGGAAAGAGAUGGACCUGGCUGGAAGGUUAUCACUCGCCAAACAGGACCACAAACCGGCGAUAUCGUAGAAAUUGCCUGCAAUAAACUCAUCAUAGCGACUGGAAUCACGUCUAAACCAAAACCCGUCCCCUGGGACCUGAGCAAGUUCGAAGGUCCUUCAUUUCACGCUAUUGAAGUGGGCCAGCGUCAACAAGAGCUACUCAGUGAUAACUUUAAGCAUUUGACAGUGGUUGGUGGGCAUAAGUCAGCUCUUGAAGCAGUCGGAACUUGCGCCCAAGCUGGCAAGCAGGUCGAGUGGCUCAUUAGGAAAGAAGGAGGUGGGCCGACCUGGAUGAUGCCAGCCCGGAACCCAGAUGGGUCAUCCUUAGCAAAAAUGGCGACAAAGCGAUUCAUGGGCUUCCUAUCAUGCAGUAUCUACAAUUCCAAUCGGUGGUUGAAUCGAUUCUUCCAUAGUGGUAGAUGGUGGUUCGGAACUUGGUUCUUGAAUUGGUUCUGGGGAUUUAUGACGGCACAAGUGAAAAUGGAUGCAACCACGAAGAAGAAUCGAUAUCAUCAAAGCGAAAAUGGAAAGAGAUUGGAGCCAGUCCCUACCAGCUUCUUUUGGUUUGCUCCAGGUGGAACAAUGCUUCAUGACAGAGAUCUGGAAACCCUCAAGUUAGUGAACGAGGGGAAGCUUGUCAACGUCACCAGAGACAAUAUUGUUUCUGCUGUCGGAAACUCGAUCAACCUCUCCAAUGGUGACAAGAUCUCGACCGAUGCAAUCGUCUAUUGCACAGGCUGGGACAUAGCAUUCCCGUCACUCUUUUCACCAGAGCUUGCCAACGAACUCGGCAUCCGUGUUGAUCUUUCUUUCCUCUCACCAAAAGAAAGAGAGUAUUGGAAGUCUUUAGAUGCGGCAGCCGAAGCUCGAAUCGAAGCCGAAAAUCCUAUUCUCAGAAACCCGCCAAGUAACAUCCACAUCCCCAAAUCAACCAAGACGCCAUUUCGAUUAUUCCGCGCGAUCGUGCCUUCCAAGCUCGCAGCAAGAGGCGACAGGUCACUCGUGAUCCUAGGCAACUACGCAGGUGGCCGACUCCAGCAGACUUCUGAGAUCCACUCUCUCUGGGCCAUUGCCUACCUCGAGGAUCUCAUGCCGGCAUCCACAAAUGCCAAACUCGCUAACGAAGAAUUCAUGAACAAAGAUAUCGCGCAUGUGGAAGCAUUCAGGAAGAAGAGAUACCUGAACACAUUCCCCUUCCGUAUCGCUAUAUUCGAAGCCCCAGAAUACGAAGAUUUGGUGAUGCAAGAGCUGGGGUUGAGAGCUGAUAGGAAGAGGAUGCGUAUACCGAGUGGGUGGAGGGGUUGGUUUGGGUGGAAGGCUUGGUGUGAGGAGUGGUUUGGGGGGUAUUUGGCGAGUGAUUAUGAGGGUAUCGUGGAAGAGUUCUUGGAGAGUGUGAAAAGGAGGAAGAGUUUUGGCGAGCAAGUGCCUUCGCUUAAUGGGAAGGUGUAGACGUGGGUGCUGGUGGAUGUGGAGACCUCUCUAGAUGUGCUAGAUUUUCAGUAUAGUUACGCUUGCACUUUCUAGUUUUGACGUUUUCUCAUGUAGCUCUUAUUCCUCUAGUCUAGAGUGAAAGUUCUUUCUUUGGCAGAAAAAAAUCCAGGCU
Molecule: messenger RNA, 2349 nt
Organism: Cadophora gregata
Lineage: Eukaryota; Fungi; Ascomycota; Leotiomycetes; Helotiales; Ploettnerulaceae
Exons: 5
Coding region: 354-2195 (613 amino acids)
Source: RefSeq, a predicted model, not a curated record